UCUCACCUGUGGCCUUGUCCCCCAGCAGGUUGGCCCAGCAUGUCAGUCAGCGUCCACGAGACCCGCAAGUCGCGGAGCAGCACGGGGUCCAUGAACAUCACCCUCUUCCACAAGGCCUCACACCCCGACUGCGUGCUGGCCCACCUCAACACCCUGCGUAAGCACUGCAUGUUCACAGAUGUCACGCUCUGGGCGGGCAACCGUGCCUUCCCCUGCCACCGCGCUGUGCUGGCUGCCUCCAGCCGCUACUUUGAGGCCAUGUUCAGCCACGGCUUGCGGGAGAGCCGGGACGACACGGUCAACUUCCAGGACAGCCUGCAUCCCGAGGUGCUGGAACUGCUGCUUGACUUCGCCUACUCGUCCCGCAUCGCCAUCAACGAGGAGAAUGCCGAGUCGCUGCUGGAGGCCGGCGACAUGCUGCAGUUCCACGACGUGCGCGACGCAGCAGCCGAGUUCCUCGAGAAGAACCUCUUCCCCUCUAACUGCCUGGGCAUGAUGCUCCUGUCGGACGCCCACCAGUGCCGCAGGCUGUACGAGUUCUCCUGGCGCAUGUGCCUGGUGCACUUCGAGACGGUGCGGCAGAGUGAGGACUUCAACAGCCUGUCCAAGGACACCCUGCUGGACCUCGUCUCCAGCGACGAGCUGGAGACGGAGGAUGAGCGGGUGGUCUUUGAAGCCAUCCUCCAGUGGGUGAAGCAUGACCCUGAGCAGCGGAAGGCCCACCUGCCCGAGCUCCUCCGUGGCGUGCGGCUGGCCCUGCUGCCGUCCGACUGCCUGAAGGAGGCCGUCCGCAGCGAGGCCCUGCUCCUGGCGGACGAGCGCACCAGGCUCAUCCUGGACGAGGCCCUCCACUGCAAGAGCAAGAUCCUGCAGAAUGACGGUGUGGUCACCAGCCCCUGCGCCCGGCCACGCAAGGCAGGCCACACGCUGCUCAUCCUGGGCGGCCAGACCUUCAUGUGCGACAAGAUCUACCAGGUGGAUCACAAGGCCAAGGAGAUCAUCCCCAAGGCGGACCUGCCCAGCCCCCGGAAGGAGUUCAGCGCCUCAGCGAUCGGCUGCAAGGUCUACGUGACCGGGGGCCGGGGCUCUGAGAACGGGGUCUCCAAGGAUGUGUGGGUGUAUGACACCGUCCACGAGGAGUGGUCCAAGGCAGCACCCAUGCUGAUUGCCCGCUUUGGCCAUGGCUCUGCCGAGCUGGAGAACUGCCUCUACGUGGUUGGGGGACACACGUCCCUGGCAGGCGUCUUCCCGGCCUCCCCUUCCGUCUCCCUGAAGCAGGUGGAGAAGUACGACUCCGGCGCCAACAAGUGGACAAUGGUGGCCCCGCUGAGGGACGGUGUCAGCAAUGCCGCGGUGGUGAGCGCCAAGCUGAAGCUCUUUGUCUUCGGAGGGACCAGCAUCCACCGGGACAUGGUGUCCAAAGUGCAGUGCUACGACCCCUCGGAGAACCGGUGGACCAUCAGGGCCGAGUGCCCCCAGCCCUGGCGGUACACAGCCGCCGCUGCUCUGGGCAGCCAGAUCUUCAUCCUGGGAGGUGACACGGAGUUCACGGCCGCCUCGGCCUACCGCUUCGACUGCGAGACCAACCAGUGGACGCGGGUCGGGGACAUGACUGCCAAGCGCAUGUCUUGCCAUGCCCUGGCCUCGGGCAAUAAGCUCUAUGUGGUGGGGGGCUACUUCGGGACCCAGAGAUGUAAGACCCUGGACUGCUACGACCCCACCUCGGACACGUGGAACUGCAUCACCACGGUGCCCUACUCACUCAUCCCCACUGCCUUUGUCAGCACCUGGAAGCACCUACCCUCAUGAAAGCCCAGCCAGACUGUGUGUUUCUCCCCACCCCACGCCGCAGCGCUCGUUGGAGUUGACCUGAUGUGUCUGCUGCAGCGGGAAGCUCAAGUCCACUGCAGGCCAGCCGCACUCCAGAUGGCUGGAAGCCGCCCCCAAGCUCGGAGCAGUGGCUUCAGGACCAUUCUGAACUUCAGACAGAAGAGAAGCCGCCUCUAGCACCCUGUGUGUCGCCUGAGGCUUUUCUGCUUUGCAGUGGUUUGCAGGGGGGAACACCUGCCAGAGGGGCGUGGACGGACUCCAGGGCUCCUCGGCCUCAGGGAGGACACAUCUGCAGAGCUGUGAGGUCCCCCGUUUCAGCAAGUCCUGGAUGGGGGCUGGCGGCCCGGCAGGGGAGAGCCCCGGGGUUGGGGGGCCCUGAGGACCCAGCCUGUGACUCCGGGCUUCCCUGGCGGUAUUGGGAUGUUAUCCCACAGAGACUGACUCAGGUUUCAGGGGAACAAGGUCCUCCAGGACUAAGGCAGAAGUUGCCAAGAAGAAAAUGAAGGACACAUGUGAAGAGCAGAAACCUGUCAGCUGACCUGUGACACCCAGACCCCCUGGGUUAGAGGGAACUCCUUUGGGCCCCUCCCCAGAAUCCGGCCUUGCCCUCAGCGACCUGGCCACCUCCCAGGCAGGCCGGCCACACCCCAGGAGGCUGCUCCCCGAUGCCCAGGCCUAACCACACGGCAGGACCCAGGUGAACCUGGGUGACAGUGCUCUUAGACAAGCGGAUGCCCUCGGGCCACCUUGUCUCCUCCCCUCCUCAGAGCCCACCCCAAGAAGCAGCAAUGACCCCCUCUCUGGAUAGGACCACCCUGGCCCUACCUUCCGAGACUAGGAGCAGGUAUGAACCGGAACCGCUGAGCGACUCCAGAGCAGCCACUACAGCCCUCAGCAGGGCUGGAGUCAUCCCUGUGGAGGAGGCCGCAGGGCCCGGGACUCCUCCCGGCCCCCAGCCCCCUGCCAGCACCCACUGCCCUCGGGCACUGUGGCCUUCCAGCUGGCAGCUGGAUCUGGCCCAUUUGCCCUUGGAGCUCAAAACGUAGGAAUGGCAGAAACCGGCCAAGCAUCUGCUCCUUCCCCUCCCGAAUCCGGGGGCCUUCCCCAGCGUACCCCUGUCCUGGGGCCCUGGAGAGCCGGCUGCUUUGCUGUAGGUGCUGUGCGGCAGCUGCCCUGAAGCCACGCGCCUCUGGUCCCGGGGGAGGCCCGGCCCGGGAGGGGGCCGCCCUGGCGCCCGGGUUCACAGGCCCUGCUGUGGGGUUAGGCCCAUUGAAUGGCCGAGUGGGCACAAGCACAUUUCUCACGGCACAAAGAACCUCGCAGCGGUACUUCCCCGGGAUUUGUGUUGCUUUUAUCCAUUUCUAACUUAAUAAAGAGAAAAACAUUUCUCUAUGGUUCUGGGACCUGCCUUGGGGGUCACAGGCCUGGGCAGACCUCGACUUCCGCCCACCGGGUCAGGGCCGUGGCCGCCCCGCGGGCCAGUGGGGCUGGAGAGGCUGCAGGACACCCCUAUUUUACGCACCUCACUGCUGCGGCUGCGGCCGCGGCCCUGCUGCUGGUCUCCCGAAACCCGGGCCGCCGCGCCCUGCCACGUGCCCAUCUUCCUGUGAGGUCCCCGCGCGGAGGCUUCUGGGUUCCCUCGGGAGUCGUUGCGGCUGCCCGGCGCCCGCCCUGGGCCCCUGCCGCGCGUGCGCACCUGGCGCCCCGGAGCCCGUGGCAGGGGCGGGGCGCUGGGCUCAGCCCGCACCCCCCGGGCCGCUGGGGCCGAGCUGCGUGCCCCCGUCCCCGCGCCUCUGCUCCGCCCGCCAGUGACAGGCCCCCCAAAGCCCAAAUGGGGCUUGAACGCCUCAGAUGCUGACGGGGCUAUCGACACAUUUCCAAUAAAAAUGAUCAUCGCGUGGACGAGCGGAUCUCAAAAGUGGGGUGUGAGUAGAACAAGCAACCCCAGGCAUCGCCCUGGGAGGGCCGCCGACAGGCCGGGACUGGACGCUGUCCUUCAGAAACCAGGCGACACCCCGCUGUAGACACAGCCUGUGCGGUGCGUGAGGCGUGUGCCCCGUUUUCGCAGACGGAAGGGAGCCCAGGCCCCGUGGGGUACGGCCCAGCCAGCCCCCUUUCCUGUCGCUCUGACAGCUUCCACGCGAGGCUUCUGUCUCCUGGCCCAACGUGACCACCCAGCCCCUACCAUCCCGUCUGCAUUCCAGCCGGUAGGAAGGGAAGAUGUGACCAGCAAGCCUCUUUAAGGGCAUGACCCCAGACUCGCACAUAAUUCCUGAAUGCUGGCACGGGAGGCUGGGGAGUGAUAGCUGUUCCUCAGGACACUGUCACUAAAGAGGAGGGUGCAUACAGAAGGACAAGUAGUAGCUUGUGCAACUCCCUGUGGGUCUGCAGUUGCAAGGGCCUUGCCUGCACUGCCCUGCUCACCCUUCCUGGAGUGGGUGAAGCAGGGCGUGCAGAGCCUCAGCCACCUUGCAGACGCCCACCGGUGUGCUAGCAGGGGUCAGGCCCAGUGGUCUGCUGACCAGAGCUUUGAAUAACCUCCUUUAAUCCUCAUGACCCUGGGA
Messenger RNA from Manis javanica (Malayan pangolin), 4394 nucleotides. Lineage: Eukaryota; Metazoa; Chordata; Mammalia; Pholidota; Manidae. The record is from RefSeq and is a predicted model, not a curated record.